AUGGUGGGCCAUUCCGCCGCUGCACGCAACGGCACCGACCGCAUCGACGCGUCUGUCGACGACACAAGGAGAUUGGCGAUCGGAAGCAGCUUCGACUCCGUCAUAGGCGCCCAUCGCCCCAAGCCAUCCGUCACCACACCUUCUCUGGAAAGGGGGCCGUCGCUGCUAUCACUGCGGCCACCAUGGCCGUGCACGGGCAGAAACGCCUGCAGCUGCAGCGCUACGACGGAAGCAGCUAUGAUAUCAUCACCCACAGCCACCAGAGCGUCGGACCAGCCGCUGCGGCAGCACACCGACGCGCGAAAAGCCGAGCCGCAGGCUAGCACGCGACGGUCUGCUCCACACAGUGCCAACCGCCACAUUCCGCCGCCGUCCCCACGGCUACUCUCAUCCUCCGUUACUCCACUACUCGCUGCGGCGGCCCCGCUGCCUUCCCCCUCAGGUGGUACACAUUCCCGCCAGCGCGUCAUCUUCACAAGUAGCAGCCACCGCGCUGCCAGACUGUCUCCCGCGAAAUGGGUCACCGCCGUGGGGGUCUUCCGCGGAGGGCUUUUCUCCUCCAGACUACUUUCACCGACAACAGUAUCAACAGCAGCGGCACGAUCAGCAUCAUCGUGGGCCACAGUAUCAUCAUCAACGCUAUGA
Messenger RNA from Trypanosoma grayi, 645 nucleotides. RefSeq lists its product as hypothetical. The record is from RefSeq and is a predicted model, not a curated record. The coding region runs from base 1 to 645 and encodes 214 amino acids. Lineage: Eukaryota; Euglenozoa; Kinetoplastea; Trypanosomatida; Trypanosomatidae. The transcript has a single exon.